CAGGCUGGACCAGCUUAGAGAUGCCAGUCGCUCCCGGCAGCCCCGGCUGCUGGGGCAAAUCCUGGUACCAGCAGGGGCUGCCGGGGCCCCCCGAGGCCUGCACUGCUCCCCAGAUGGCCUGCUCUUCUUGACGGCUGGUGCUGCAUCCUGUGUCCAUGUGCUGGAUCUUGAGGGACGAUCUAUUUGUCAACUACCCUGCCGCGUGAAUAGAACUGGAGCCUUUGUUCCAGAGGAUGUGGCCGUGACUGCUUCCGGGCUUGUGGUUGUCAGUGACCUCAUCCAUGGGGCCGUGUAUGCGCUCCGGUACACUUCCCGGGAACCCCAGGGCCGCUGGGUGACUGUAGGCACAUUCUUGUCCCCCCGAGGGUUGACUGUGGAUGCCUUUGGCCACUUCCUGGUGACAGACUAUUUGCCUGGAACUGUGCACAGCUUCAUGUUGGGACCAACUUGGGAGGCCCUGGCUCCAACCUCCAUGCUAGGUCUAGAGGGCCCCUGUUGGGUAGGUCCAGGGCCUGAUGGGGGCCUUGCUGUGAGUGAAGAAUUUGGGGAUGUGCAGCUGUUUGGCAGUGCCCACCAGCCUCUGGGCUCCCUGGGAACCCUGACUGGGCAUAGCUUUGGCCAGCCAGCAGGUGUGUGCUCUGACUCGGAGGGUAGCAUUAUUGUGGCUGAUGAGCAGAAGCACCAGGUAACCCUGUUUCCCCGGGUUGGGCCACCCAUCUGCUUGAAGUUGGAGGGACUAGAGAGGCCCUUGGGUGUAGCCUGUGCUCCCCAGGGCCAACUGGUGGUGGCAGAUGCAGGGGACAACUGCAUCAAGGUGUACCAGUAUCUUGGAGAGAUGGCCUCAGGGAAAUAGCCCCUUGCUAUGACUGGCCAGCCCUGAGUUCUUUACACCAUCAUGGGAGAUUGAUGGGCUCCUGGGGGGCUGCUGAGCCUGCUUUGACACCUGGCCUUAGCAGGACUUCUGAUUUCCUCUUGGCACGUGCUCCCGUCUAUGAAGCAGCCAUGAAUCACCAUCUCCCCAGAAGGCACUAAACGGAGCCAGCUCCAUGUCCCUGUUCAGUAUGCCCCUGGUCUUUCAUGCCCCAAAACCCAAGGGUCACCCAGUCUCUAGAUCUGCUAGCUUGGGUCUCAGGAGGCCUGAGCUUUGAGGUGACACUUGAAGCUACAGAUCCUGGGUGCUGAGGCCAUCAGCCAGUGCAUAGCCAGGCAAGAUCUCCUGCCAGGUGCCCCAACCCCUAUAUCCUAAUCAGAGGCAGGCAGGCAGGCAGGGAGGGUGUGGCUAGGUUGGGCUGGGCAGCUUGGGGCGAGGGUGUGGUCUCUUAGUGCCCCCCACACCCUCAGAGACAUCCCCAUUCUUGAGCCUCCAGUGA
This is a messenger RNA of Alexandromys fortis (reed vole), 1370 nucleotides long. RefSeq names its product NHL repeat containing 4 (gene Nhlrc4). The coding region runs from base 434 to 853 and encodes 139 amino acids. Gene Ontology annotation, molecular function: protein binding. The transcript has a single exon. The record is from RefSeq and is a predicted model, not a curated record. Lineage: Eukaryota; Metazoa; Chordata; Mammalia; Rodentia; Cricetidae.